Molecule: messenger RNA, 729 nt
Organism: Chanos chanos (milkfish)
Lineage: Eukaryota; Metazoa; Chordata; Actinopteri; Gonorynchiformes; Chanidae
Gene: kctd14
Product: potassium channel tetramerization domain containing 14
Exons: 2
Coding region: 1-729 (242 amino acids)
Biological process (GO): protein homooligomerization
Molecular function (GO): protein binding
Source: RefSeq, a predicted model, not a curated record
AUGAGCUUGCCAGACUACAGGUCCUCUGGGAAACAACCCGCUAAAGCGUUAACACUGCACACCCCUAUAGUUCAGCUUAACGUCGGCGGACACCUGUUCACUACAUCUUUGGGAACCCUGCGCAAAUUCUCCAACUCCAAACUGGCCGAUAUGUUCAAUGGGCCGCCCAAAUUGCGGACAGACGCAGAGGGACGUUAUUUUAUCGACCGAGACGGCACGCACUUUGGCCAAAUUCUUCAGUUCCUGCGUACGCAAAACAUUUCCACUGAACACGUCUUUGAGUUGCAUAAGGAGGCUGUGUAUUACGACAUCAAGCCUCUGAUCAAAGCCUUGGAGGAGACGCCACAGUUUUUCGGUGAGAUGGUGGGGCGGCGGCAGUUCCUGUCUCGUGUCCCGAACUACCACGAGAAUCUGGAGGUGAUCAUACGAGUGGCCCGGGCAGAAGCCGUGGCCGCGCGCCAUUCCAGCGUCAUCGUGUGUAUUUUGAAGGCAGAGGAAGACCUGAGUAAGUACAAUGAUGCCAUCGAUAGCCUGGACACUAAGAAGGAGUCCGUGGUGAGCUUUGGACCAUGGAAGGCUCCAACGAACGUGAAUGACCUGCUGGAUUGUAUUAAAAUGGACAUUGAAGCUAAAGGCUAUAAGGUUACCCUCCAGCCUCACAGCACAGAGAAGGGAUUUCUGUUCAAGAGUUAUAAUUUCUUUUACAAACUCACUUUCACCUGGUGGUGA